Messenger RNA from Cyphellophora attinorum, 1149 nucleotides. RefSeq names its product Protein ATP11, mitochondrial. Bases 1 to 1149 code for a protein of 382 amino acids. Gene Ontology annotation, cellular component: mitochondrion. The transcript has a single exon. The record is from RefSeq and is a predicted model, not a curated record. Gene Ontology annotation, biological process: mitochondrial proton-transporting ATP synthase complex assembly. Lineage: Eukaryota; Fungi; Ascomycota; Eurotiomycetes; Chaetothyriales; Cyphellophoraceae.
AUGCCACCGCCACCGCGAUUGCUGGUCCAACCAGCCUCAACAGCAGCAGCAGCGUCCGUCCGCCUCCCCGCGCGCCGUACAACCACAAUCGCCCCUCUCCCAGCGCACAUCUCGCAACGCCUCUCUCUCCGCCCGCAGCGCCGCCACGCCCGUGUACACGACGUGCGCUUCGUCACGACGCAACAGACCUCGUCGGCCGCCAUCACAGAAAAGUACCGCGCGAAGCUACAAGAUAAGGCGCGGGCAGAGGGACUCGAGUCGAUCUCAGAGCUGAAGGAGGUCUACAAGGAGAAGAUCAGUGAUGUCAGGAGAAAAGCCGCUACGAUUGGACCGCCGAUUGGAGCUGGUGGUUCUAAAGAUGCAGGGACAGUAACAGGGACGGGAUUGCAGCAUCCACCGCCGCCUCCGCCGACACCGCAGCCACACCAAGCUCAAGGCAAAGGCUCGCCAACGCACAAAGUCCCUGACACAGGCAUCAAGCCUUUGUCCUCAUACCUCGACCUCGAGAAGAUCGCCAGUCUGCCCGCAAAAGAGAUUGAGCUUAUCUGGAGGCUGCGCCACGCCUCCGACCCGAACUCCCUCACAGCCGUAAUCCCGCUAUCAACAUACAACAGGAUGCUCGCAUCUGCCCAGAAACAUCCACAAUUUAUCCUACCACUUCCACGACCCGCGUCCGACGAUGGUUCGGGAGAUAUCCAGCAGGCGGCGGAUGGUUUUGCGGGCAAGGAUGUGAAGCGCACGACCGCCGACGUGCAUUUUCUGCAGUGGGCGUGGCAUGCGCCUUCGGUGGCGCCUACACCGGGACAGCGGACGGCGAAUACGCAUACCUCUACAGUAAUCUUCACACAUCUGGCGGCAUUUAAGCUGCAUGGGGAACAUGCGCAGCCGCAUACGACCAUUACACACCAUCUGGAUUUGGCGGACAGCCACGAGCUGGUCUUGCUCAAUGGUGGAGUUGUGAAUGGGCGAGGAGUGAGUGCGGAGGAAGCGCGGUGGCUGUUGAUGUGCCUGCAAAAGUUCUAUGAUGUCGAGGGUCAUGGUGGUGGCAUGGGCAAGGACAAGAGGCAGGAACUGAUGCGGAAGUUCAGUACCGGCGAUACGACGUUUAGUCUGGAGGAGUUGCUUGACGAAGCCGAGCGAGUUUCGUGA